AUGGCCGGUCCUUCAAUAGGUCCAAUUCCUGUGGAUCUUCCACCCUCGCCUGUCAUUGCUGGGCCUUCUACCAACCCUGCCUCCGAGUCCCGGGAGAAGGGAAAAGGUAAGGCAGUUGUCCCAGACCCAGAACCGGAAGUGGAAGGGAGUUGGAAGAGGAAGUCUCCAAUGAUUCCGACACUUCCCUCCCAACCCCCGGAGUCUGCUAUGAAGACUUGGAAGCAGGCGAAGGCCACCGGCCUUGCCAAAUUCAAGGUGUGUGUUGAGUCGGAAGAUGAGGAGGACUUGGUCACUCAGCCAAUUUUGUGUGGAGUGCCAGAGGUCGUCCUCCCCCGGCUCUCCCCAGAUGUUGCAAGGAUGUCCAGAUUACCUCAGUCACCCUGGAGCCUGAAGAAGAAACCCUUUGGGCCUGCUAUGGCAAUUGCCGGCAAAUGUCCGGAGGUCAUCAAGCCCCCUCAGGCCACUCCCAAACCUCCGGUAGAGGCGCCCCCAGUCAUCAACGCAGGUGAUAUACUCAUUCCCGGACCUGUAAGUACACUAUUGAGACUUGAACAACCCUUGCCAGGCUUGCCACAAGAUGGAAUGGCCCUGCUGCAACUCGGUUUGACAAGAGGACUGGCGCCCUGUGCAUGUCCUGCGUCUACUGCACCACCAAGAAGAUCAAGUGCAUCUCCGAGGACCAGAUCUAGGACCCCUUCCAAAGCUCCCUCCAAAGCUCUGGCCACCUCACAAUCCACCGGCCGGAUGCGGAGUCAAUCUCGGGUCUCUUCCGUCACUCCUGGUCCAUCUGGUGCCCAAACACCAAAGGUGCAAACACAUGGUUGCAGCAAGACUGUCACUGCUGCCAAGAAACCUACACCUGCACCAGCUCCAGUCCCAUCUUCGACCUCUGGAGUUCCUCGUUUGGCACUCGAUGUGCCAAUGCUGGAUUUGCAUGCCAUGGCAAUGGUGAUUCAGGAGGGUGCAGCUCGAAUCGCCGCUCUCGAGGAGCGUGUUGUUGAGCAGGAUGCUAAGAUUGACACCCUGAAAUGCCUUCAUGAAGUCCUUCGACGCGAAAUCAUCCUCCGGCACCCAACAUUUCCACUUCCAGACGCCCAAGGUGAUGCAACAUCAUUUUUGCUUCAUCAACCUGUCCCUCUGGCGAUGUCAACCCCCACAUCCGCACUUCCUCCUCUCAUUGACCUGUCUAUGGAAGGGAUGGAGCCCAACCCCCCCAACCUCCAGGAUGAGUCUGCCAUCGACGGACUCAUAUUUGAGCUCAACCAAAUUCAUCCUGAGGUUUCACAGACGCCCGGCGAAAUUGUGAAACCAGAUGAUCCAGGCAAUCUUUUCCCAGAGUAUGAUUCAAUUGAAGAGAUGGAUGUUCAAGUGAAGGGUGAACCUUCUGGUGAGGAUGUUGACAUGACUACAUAA
This is a messenger RNA of Suillus bovinus, 1413 nucleotides long. RefSeq lists its product as uncharacterized. NCBI's taxonomy places the organism in Eukaryota, Fungi, Basidiomycota, Agaricomycetes, Boletales, Suillaceae. The transcript is spliced from 6 exons. Bases 1 to 1413 code for a protein of 470 amino acids. The record is from RefSeq and is a predicted model, not a curated record.